AUGUCCACCCGUCUUGCCGGCUUCUCCCUUCUAUUGCUGCAAGCCUUCGACGCCGCCGAGCGAUACGCGAAAGAGCGUGGAGGUGUAACCGCGCAUGCCGACAGCCAUCAGUCGGGGAUGAGAUCAAGGGGAGGAUGGACUUCGACACGUCGAUCCACAAGUUUCAUAGCCACAGAGAAGGCAAGGAAGCAACUGCAUCGUCUUUUUCAACGCUGUAUCCGCGACUCUGUGGACGACCUAUGCGACGUGCUCUGCGUAUCGCCGGCCUUGGCAAACGCGCCGCGACAGCGUAGAAUAGAUGCUGCCUUGGCGCCUGUGGAUAUGGGUGCCAACCCACUCAUAAGUGAUGAGAUGAUGGUCAGCUUCCUGGAAGACGUGACCAUUAACUUCCAUGAGCAGCAUGACUCUCUGGGUCGUGCACUCAGUACUGCAGGUUGGGUUUCGGAUUGGAAUCCAGAUUGGAGGACACAAAACCUUGUGUGGACCCUGUUGAAACGAUUGGGGUCACUUACCCCACCAGAAGGGGUUCUCACCGCGCCUUACCAGGGUUUGAAAGAAUCCGCAUUCGCCUGCCUAUUUCAAGGAGAUUAUCUUUCCAAAACACGGAGAAAGUGCAGCUUCAAAGAAUCUCUGCUCAAGUAUCUUCCUUAUCCCGGUAAAUGGGGUGCCGAUCUAAGUUGGUUUGGUUCCGCCGUUUUUAUUAGCAUGCCAAUUGCAUCCCUUGCUCACUCUUGGGAAGAGGGGAAUCGACUGAUUACAUUUUGGAGUCUUUUUGCUGCACUUCUGACCGGCGUUUCUAUCGCUCUUCUGCUUUUGUUUGCGUCAUAUAGAUCCAGAUAUAGCAAUGCGCUUUUGGACAGGGCUGCAAAAGGAACUCCAUAUGAGCGAGGUCGACGAGAUGGCCAUUUCACUGCUGUCAGCAUUCGACCCAAUACCAGUGGGUCAAUGGCUUCUAUCAGCACUGCUCGAAGCACUCAGGAUAAUAUGGAAGUUGUGCUCGGCACGACGUCUUCAGUUCGUGGACAAAGUGAUGUUCAAGUAGAACAGGUAGAAAGUGAAGAUGAGGGAGAGGGACGAAAUGGUAGCAUUCUUCAGUUAUACCAAGCUUCGAUGUUUGUGGAGAGAAUUUAUGGUUCCACUUACAUGGAUGAAACCUGGAUGAUCGGGAUGACUGAGCAACAGCUAAACGAUGCAGUUUCACUGGUGCUACAGACCGCCGGCACACUCGGGCGUCAAACGUCGGCGUUUUCAUUCACAAGCCUUACUAUUGCUACGCGAGGGGUGCCAGAUCCGGAACUGUUUGCGGCGGGAACAAUCAGCAGCGCAGUUCGGGGUGCUCAAGUAACAUUUGCAAUUUUCAGUUUUCUUGGGUCCUUGGCUUUUUCAUGUGGAAUGGUAAGUGCAAUCUUGUCUGACCUGAUUGUACGACAAAUGGCAUUCACCCAAGUGAAGGCAGAUGGCACUAUCCAUGAAUUUGUGAAGAAAUUUGGUUUCUUCAUCCGGUUAAUGGGUACUUUGAAUAGUUGUGCCGGAUUGAGUCUCAUGACAGGUGUGGUGGUGUUACUGCUGAGCAUUUUUAGAGUACAUCCUGUGGCGGUGUUUCCCUUGAGUGCUGCGUGGCUUAUUCUGGGAAGCAUCACCAUCGACUCCUUUUUUACGAAAUACCAUUUCUGGAACAUGUCGGAAAUCAUCAAUGACGUUGGGUCUGUCUUGGACGAUCCAGAUAUUCAGAGCCCAUCACCAAUCACUGGAUCAAUGCAGAGUGUAUCCCGGAAAUUCAAGCAAUGGUUCCGCUCAGCGCGAAAAAAGAAGACGCGACGAAAAGAAAGUGACCUUUGAAACCGAAGAGGUGUGUUGUGUUGCCCGGGGAUGCUCUUUUUACAAUAGAGUCGGACGCAAAGAUUGCCAUCAAUACUAUAUAGAACGACGAACGAAUAGCUAUUCCAAGGUCAGUCGGCGACCUUGUAUCUGACGACCCUCUAAAAGUCGAGAUUUUGGGCGAAAUGACGCACAAGAGUGCGCUGAACAUACAACAGCAAUUGUCGGAUGUAAUCCCGCCACUAAAACGGCUGCUGGAAGAAUUAGAAAAUUGAGUUGCCAUUGAAAAGCCAAUGCAUAGCAGGUAGGUGUAUGUACAGAAGCUUGCUGCAUAACGAGCAUAAGCGAUACAAGAUAAAGAGAUCAAUCUUCCCAGUAGCGAUUUCCGUGAUGGUAGUCAUUAUCAUGCCUUGCCUGUUUGAGAAUUUGGUCGACAUCGGUAAAAUCAAAUUCCUCGUACCGGCCUCUCCUGCUAUCAGACGCCGUCGUUGGUUUCCGUGCCGACAUGUGCAUGGCGUCAAUGCGCAUAGCCUUCGCCACAUCUCUGAUGUCGCUCUUCCGUGAACUGGAAGUCAUGCCAGAAACCCUGAAUAUGGUAACAAACGGAGAAAACUCAGCCGCCUCCCUCCUCAAGCUUCGGAUGUUAUCCUCUAGCUGUCCCCUGAGCAUAUGCAUCUGGGACGAGCUCGACAGAUCAGCUUUUGGAUGCGAGAGGACGGAGACGGUCAAGACGCCGAUCUCGAACAUCUUUGCGACGAACUUAGCCGGGGCGUGGUAGUUGAUGGUGCGGAACUUGGUCCUGCCGAUGGUCUCGUAGGCGUGGCGGUCCGUGCCAACGCAGCAAAAGGCGACGUCGGCCUCCGGGAUCUUGGCGAGGGCGCGGUCGAUAUGGUCGUACGAGACGAUGUGGGCGCGGACCUUGCGCAAGUAGGAGCGGCGGAACUGGGAGAGGAUUUCGGGGUCGGAGCGGGCGAUGAAGUGGACUUUCUCGAUUUCAGAGGAGAGGAGAAGCUCGCGGAGAAGCGCCUGGCCCAGCGCGGUCUCCGCGCCGCACACGACGGCAAUCUUCGGGAAGGAGCGCGAGAGCGCGAUGGGCUCGUAGAUGGAAGUCAUGGUGGGGCGUGGGAUGGCAGUGCUGGGGGUGCGGGGCAGGGGUGGGAAGACAGG
Messenger RNA from Chondrus crispus (carragheen), 2985 nucleotides. RefSeq lists its product as hypothetical. The record is from RefSeq and is a predicted model, not a curated record. NCBI's taxonomy places the organism in Eukaryota, Rhodophyta, Florideophyceae, Gigartinales, Gigartinaceae. The transcript has 5 exons. Bases 1 to 1839 code for a protein of 612 amino acids.